Molecule: messenger RNA, 3513 nt
Organism: Lodderomyces orthopsilosis Co 90-125
Lineage: Eukaryota; Fungi; Ascomycota; Pichiomycetes; Serinales; Debaryomycetaceae
Product: U2 snRNP complex subunit
Exons: 1
Coding region: 1-3513 (1170 amino acids)
Biological process (GO): mRNA splicing, via spliceosome
Cellular component (GO): nucleus; U2 snRNP
Molecular function (GO): U2 snRNA binding; protein binding
Source: RefSeq, a predicted model, not a curated record
AUGUUGAUUGAUAAUGAAUCACCAUACUUGUACAAUCUCACGUUAAAACCACCAUCAAACUACCCCCAUUCGGCACUUGGGCAAUUCAUCCCCAAAUCAAAACAACAGCAAUUAGCACUCAUCUCAUCAAGUCAUUUGACACUACUUAUUGCAGAUCCAGAGACAGGAAAGCUUAGUGUUCAAGUGAGUCAAAAUCUAUUUGCGGUCGUCAAUGCUGUUGAUAAGCUACGAUUUAAUGAUCACGAUGUAUUGGUAUUGACUAGCGAUUCAGGUAACUUAUCUAUCAUUCAAUAUGAACCUAAACGAAAUGAAUUUGUGUCAAUCUGUCAAAUGCCCAUGUGUAAGAAUGGAUGGAGUCGAAGCUACCCAGGUGAAUUUCUCGCUGUGGAUUCUCAAAGCAGGUGUAUACUAGUGGGCGCCGUUGAGAAGAAUAAAUUCUUGUAUAAAGUUGAACCUGGUGCAGAGAAGUUAGAAUUGAGUUCACCAGUGGAAUACGUUAGCGUUGUUUCUAGGGGCAAACAACCACUACUAUGCGUGUCAUUGAUUGGUUUGGAAAGUGCUUUUGCUAAUCCACUUUUUGCAGCAUUGGAAUUCGAUUGUGAGCAACAAGUGACAUUAUUAAAUUAUUAUGAAUUUGAUCAAGGCAUGAAUCAUGUAGUCAAACACAAGUCCAAAGUAGCUACCGUACCCAAUGAUGCUAAUUAUUUAGCACCAGUUCCUGGUCAUAUUGGUGGGGUACUUGUUUGUGGUGCAAAUUGGAUCAUGUAUGAUAAAUUGGGAAACGAGAGUAUUUUGUUGCCAUUACUACGACGCAAGGAUCAAACUUCCGUGAUUAUAAGUCAUGUCACACAUGCAUUGAAGAAAAAAAAUUAUGGAUUUUUUAUUUUGUUGCAAAAUGAUUUAGGAGACUUGUUUCGAUUAAUCAUUGACUAUGAUUCUAAUCGUGAAUUGAUCAAGGAUAUUGAAAUAACAUACUUUGAUACAAUUCCAGUUUGCUAUAAUUUAAAUAUUUUCAAAAAUGGACUUUGCUUUGCCAAUUGUAUAAAUCGAAGUCAAUUGCUUUAUCAAUUUGAAAAAUUGGGAGAGGAAAUUAGCGAAGAAGAUAUACGAAUAAACAAAACAGUACAGAUGGACAAUAUACAGUUGACCAAGGAAAAAUAUUUUGAGUUUAAAUUGAAAGGGUUGGAUAAUUUGGCAUUGAUCGAUGUUGUUGAAUCAUUAAGCCCUAUAACGGACUCAAUUUUGAAUGACGAUACCUUGGUCACCUUAUCAACUAAAUCAAAGUUGAAGACUAUCGUUCAUGGAACACCAACUACCACGCUAGUUGAAUCGCAAUUGCCGAUCAAACCGACAAACAUAUUCACCACGAAAACAUCAGCAAAUGCAGUUGAUGAUGAGUAUCUAGUCAUCACGUCGACUCUUUCUUUCAAAACGUUAGUUUUAUCGCUUGGGGAAGUAAUUGAAGAAGUCAAUGACUCUGAAUUUGUAUUGGACCAACCUACAGUUGCUGUCCAGCAAGUCGGCAAAUCAUCAAUAGUACAAAUAUACUCCAAUGGUUUACGACAUAUAAACGGCAAUAAAAAAGUGACAAAUUGGUACCCACCAGCUGGUAUAACUGUUACCCACGCAACUACAAAUAACCAACAAGUUUUUCUUGGAUUGUCAAAUUUGGAAUUGGUUUACUUUGAAACUGAUCCUGAUGAUGAUCAAUUACGCGAGUACCAAGAUAGAUUGGAAGUCUCCUCACCUAUUCGCAGUAUGUGUAUCCUGAAAGAACAAAGUUCAUUUGCUGUAGUUGGAUGUUCAGAUGAAACUAUUCUGGUGAUUUCGUUACAGAGACAAAAUUGCUUACAAGUUAAAUCUUUACAAGCGUUGUCAUCAAGCGCAAACUCCUUAAUUAUGUUAACGCAUAAGCCAGGCACGACUCUAAUUCAUAUUGGUAUGGAUAAUGGUGUUUAUGUGAGAACGAAGAUUGACACAUUUAAUGGGAAACUAUCCGACACGAGAAUAAAGUACCUUGGGCCUAAACCAGUCACGUUGAAUGAGUUGAAGUUAUCCGAUGAUAUAAUUGGUGUAUUGGCAAUUUCGUCAAAGCCUUGGAUAGGUUACUUCCAUCAAGGUAAAUAUCGUUGUACGCCGUUAUUGGAUAUUGAUAUUAUCAAUGGCGCAUUUUUCAAAUCGGAGGACAUUGGUGGCGAUGGAAUUGUAGGUAUACAUGGUGAUAACUUAGUGAUUUUUUCAGUUGGGAAAGAAGAUAGUUUAUUUGAUCCUAAUCAAGAGUUUACUGUGACUGAAUUGAACUUGAGGUACACGCCGAGGAAGAUUGUUAAGGGUGAUGAUGGCAAGUUGUUUGUGAGUGAAGUUGAACUAGGUAUAAAGACUCCCUAUUUAUCGAACUUGACUAAAGAGGUUGAGGAUACUGUUGAUCCGGAGUAUUAUGAAGCUUUUGGAUAUGAAAGAGAUUCUGGAUGUGCUUCAUGUGUGCAACUUGUCCAAGAUGGAGAAAUUAAACAAACGUUGGAGUUUGUCAAAAAUCAGAGGAUAGUUGACAUGAUUAAGAUACAGUUCAAUAAGAAUUUAUAUUUGGUUGUUGGAGUGACUAAACACGAAGACAAUCUUUUAUACACUUUCAAAAUUGACAAGAAAAAGAAUUUGCAAUAUAUUCACAAAACUGAAUUGAAAUAUGUACCACAGACAAUGGAAGUUUUCCAAGAUAGGUUGCUUGUUGCUUCUGGUAAUUCUAUUUCAUUGUACGAGCUUGGUCAACGACAAUUGUUACGAAAAUCAUUAACGAGGAUCGACUUUAUACAAACGAUAGUUAAAGUCACACCUCAGCCUAGAGAUCGUAUUUUAUUAGCUGACCUGGCCAAUUCGAUUGUGUUUGCUAAAUUUGACCAAGAGGAAAAUCAAUUUGUAUCCAUGGCUGAUGAUACCGUGAAACGUAAUAUUACCGCAUGGAAACAAUUGGAUUAUGACACGGUAAUUGGCGGUGAUAAAUUUGGUAACAUUUUUGUUUCUCGAUUAGACCGUGAAGAGUCGAAACAAAUUGAUCAGAAUUGGACGGUAUUGAAACAAGCAGCUAAAAACUCUCCCAAUCUAAAUUCGUGUGUUUACAAAUUGCAGAACCUAUGCGAGUAUUAUAUCCCUGAUAUUAUUACUUCGUUCCAAUUAGGUUCAUUCAAUCUAGGUGGUGAAGAAUGCAUAAUCUAUACUGGUUUAACGGGGACAAUUGGGAUAUUGUUGCCACUCAUAUCCAAAUCGGAAAUUGAACUCUUGCAUGAUUUACAAUUAGAGAUUAGUGCGUAUAAUGAUAAGGUUAAUGUCGCUGGUAAGAAUCAUGCUAAAUUGAGAAGUUAUUAUAAUCCAGCAAAGAAUAUAUUUGAUGGAGAUUUUUUGGAAUUGUAUUUGAACUUACCACUUGAUGAAAAAUUGAAAAUCGCAAAGAGGUUGAACAAGUCUGUUGGUGAAGUGGAGAAGAAAUUAAAUGAUAUUCGAAAUCGUUCAUCAUUUUAA